Messenger RNA from Rana temporaria (common frog), 8450 nucleotides. It is a transcript of the gene CSPG4, whose product is annotated as chondroitin sulfate proteoglycan 4. The record is from RefSeq and is a predicted model, not a curated record. The transcript has 10 exons. NCBI's taxonomy places the organism in Eukaryota, Metazoa, Chordata, Amphibia, Anura, Ranidae. Bases 57 to 7412 code for a protein of 2451 amino acids.
GUAACGUGAGUCCCUCACACACUCGCUCUGUGUCUACUCUGUGCAGUAGCUGUACGAUGGCUGGAGGACACUGCUUGCUGCUUCUGCUGCUCCUGGGGGGAGUACUGCAAGACAUGGGAUGUGGAGGACAGCACAACACGGGAGACCCUGACAUCAGGAGAACAGUGGAUGCCAACCUUCUUGUGACUUUUGUCUCCUCUCAGAAUUCUGGCCUCCUCUUCCUUGCAACUGGAACAAGCCAAUAUCUGCUACUAGAACUUUCCAAUGGGACACUGAGGGCUCGCUUGGAAAGAGGUGAAGGAGAAUCCAUUCUGUAUUCCCCAACAUGGAUGGUUUUAAAAAACAAGGAGACAUACCAAUUACAUUUGAUUAUUUCAGAGUCCCAGAUGUCUUUAACACUAAACAAUUUUACCAGUAUGAUGGAUCUUCCUUGGUCCUCACAAAAGUUGAAUCUUGACCAUGGCAUCUUUCUAGGUGGAACUGGUACAAGCAACAUUCCAUAUCAUUUGCAGGACAUUCCUACUUUUCAUGGAUGCAUCUUAAAAGCCAGAUUUGACAACAUUGACUUGCUUUCUGGUUCCAAUCCUCAAGCAGAGCUCAAUGGACAAUGGGAAAAUUGCCAAAUAAAUUCUCUUUCUAACUCAGCCGAAUCCUUUGGAUUUCUUGGGCCACGUUCAUACAUCAUAUUCCCUAAUUGGGAUAUGAAAUCACAAGGAUCAAUACGUCUUACUUUAGAGACAUCGAGACCAGGGCGUGCCCCACUAAUCUACCAGUCUGGACCACAAAAAUCCUAUUUAUACUUUGAAAUUGCUGGUGGCCACUUACAGGGUACAUUAUAUACAGGACGGUCUGCAGUGAAAAUUCAAAAUAUGGUUUAUGUAAGUGACAGCCAGCCACAUGAUGUCCAAGUUUUUAUAGACAAAUCUAAAAUGCAGCUCAUUGUGGAUACAACCUCCUCUCAGGUCUCUCUUGAUAGCCUUGGACAAAUGUUAGAACUGCAUGGCAAUCUUUACCUUGGGGGCAUAGAUGAGAUCUCAUUGGCUAAAAUAAGGGAAGGUCCUCUUGGUCGACUGUUCAUAGAUGAUAUGGAAUACAGAUCUUUCUCUGGCUGUGUCUCAGAUUUGAAGAUAAAUUCCAUGAAGAAAGGGCUAGGUGAUGCUUUGGGUAGCAGAGAUAUUACAGAUGGUUGUGAUGAGUAUGAUGACUAUGUUGAAUAUGAAGAGGUCCUUACUUCAUCUUCUUCCCCUGCCACCACUGCAGUGCCCACAGUUAUUAGCAAUAUUUUUGAUAUUUGCAAUAUGGAACCUAGUGGUACUAAACUGACUUCACUUCUUAACCCAAAGACAUUGUUAGUAACAAGAGGGGGAUUUUCCAUUCUGGAAUGGAGGCACUUCCACCCCACAAUUGACCUAAGAAAAUCUGGUAUUCGCCAGUCUCAGUUUCUUUUCAGUAUAAUAAAUGACACUCAAAAAGGACAUUUGGUACUUGACAUACCUGGUGCUGAAUCUAGGCGAAAAUUUACACUAUUAGAUGUUGCCAAUCAUAGAGUAAAAUAUGUUCACGAUGGAACACAGUCACUUGAAGACCACCUGAUUUUGGAGGUUUCGUUGGCUAGUAGUGUAAACCUUCCAGAAUGCUUGAGGAAGGCCCAGCGUUACAAUCUUACUAUAAACAUAUCCCCUUCAACAGCUAUACCAUCUAUUGAAUUUCCUAAAGGUAACAUAUUAGGAAUUUUAAAAAGAGGUAGAAAAUUGCUAACAGUGGAUAUCAUCAAGAUCAAUGACCCUGACACACCAUGUGAUCUGCUCAAUGUUUAUAUUUUGGGGAGUUCGAAAGAAGGACACGUUGAAUUUCAAAACAAGCCUGGAAAAGCCAUCCAAGAAUUUUCUUGCAAAGACUUAGAAGAAGGCCAAGUGGUAUUUAUUCAUAAGUCUGGACAACAGGCACAGCUAACACUACAGGCUACUGAUGGAACAACAAGAAGCUCUUUGGCAUAUGCAAGCUUUAUAGUGUUGGAGCCACAAAAGAACAUGACAUCAAAAGCAGUGGUGGUAUCGGAGGGAUCAUCUGCACUGAUCACUCCUUCCAAUCUUCCUAUAUUAACAAAUUUAGAUAAACUGGGAAUGGAAGCCAUGUAUAACUUAAUUGAGAACCCCAGGUUAGGAGUUAUACAAAAACUGGUGGCUGGAGAGGAAUGGAAAUCCACAGACACUUUUAAGCAGAGUGACUUAGCUAAAUCAAGAGUGAGGUACCUCAGCACAAAUUCAGUUAUUAGGGGGGAUGAAAUGAGUGAAGAUCUGAAAAUUCAGCUCAAAUUGGGAACACAGGAAAUGGGUAAUCAGACAUUGCAGGUCAAGGUAAAGCGAUCCGGUAUUCAAAUGAUGAAGAUGAUCCCUUUAAAGCUGGGAAAAACACGGGAAAUGAAUCUCUCACAUAAGAACUUACAGGUUGACACAACUAUGCAAGAUCAUGAACUGGCAUUAUUCACGUAUUUAAUUGUUCAAUCUCCCAAAAAGGGUAAUCUACAGUUUGAUGGUAGGCGCCUUAUUGAAGGGUCGCGGUUUUCCCAGGAAGACCUAGUGAAUGGGCUCAUCAGUUACACAGCUACAGUACGUAACACAAAAGAUACCGAAGACCAGUUUCAGUUCCAGAUCUUAUAUCAUGGCAAGGUGUCUCCAGUGUACACAUACAAGAUUCUGAUUGGUGCAGAUCCAGAUGCCCCGCAGCUUAUUAAUCAAAUAUUACAUGUGCUGGAAGGAGGGGAGGAGGCAAUAACCUCAGAUCACCUUUUCCUAAAAAGUGGCAGUAAUAUUGAUUUUUUUUAUGAAGUAAUUGAUGGGCCUCAACAUGGAACACUCAUAAGGAAGGGAAGUUCACAGUCUGGCGCUCUUUUAGAAGAAGGAAUAUUAGAAUUUACCAAUGAUGACAUUCUUGAUGGUUUAAUUUUUUAUCAGCAUGAUGGUUCUGAAACUACUGAAGAUGAUAUACCAUUUGUAGCCUCACGGCAGCAAGAUGGCAGUGCCUCUGAUACAAGUGGAGAAGAAGAGUUUGAAGACCAGGAAGUGGUGAGAGGUGUCUUUCGAGUCUCCAUUCAACCUGUUAAUGACAACCCACCUUUUCAAAUAGUACAAAAAGUUUUCACUGUAGUCCGUGAUGGGCAGAAAUUGCUAACUACAAAUGAUAUUGCAUUUUUAGAUCCAGACUCAGGAUCAACAGAUUCACAAAUAGUGCUAGUUCGAUAUGGAGUUCCCUUUGGAAGAAUUGUUUUUGUGGAUAACCCAUCACUUGUCGUUGUCAGAUUCACACAAGAGGACCUCCGAAAACACAGAAUUCUGUUUAUUCAUAGUGGACCAGACCAGGGUUCUAUACAGUUGAGAUUGUCUGAUGGGCUUCAUCAUCUUACCACUAUUUUAGAAGUCCAAGCAUCUGAACCAUACAUUCAUAUUUCUAAUAUAACCACUCUAAAUGUGCUUCCUGGUGGCAAAGAGACAUUGUCUGCCACAAACCUUAAACUGGAGACCAACUUAGAUUUACGUUCCGAAGAUGAAAUUAAAUACUAUAUUAGCACUAAACCAAGAUGGGGAGAAGUUUUAAAACAGGGGCAACCCACGGAUUCUUUUUCACAACUAGAACUGGCAGAUGGACUUGUAGUUUAUCAACACAGUAAAGAAGGAAGUAACAGGGAUCAUUUCCGGAUUUCUGUUGAAGCUAAUCAGGUGGUGGCUGUGGGUGACAUCAAGGUGCAAGUGCUCACCGAUUCUCUACCUGUGACUCUGAAUGUGAACCAUAAUGAGAAGGUGUACGUCUUUCAGGGGGAAUCUGCAAAGAUUAGUAAGGAGUAUCUCAUGGUCUCUGCAGAAGGCAUAUUCCCACACAAGAUUGCAUAUAGUCUGACAGAUCCCCCAUCUUUUGGAUAUUUGGUCUCUAGCAGUGGGGAGCUGUCUUCUGAUGGGUCACCAAGUUUGGACUCUGUACAGACUUUCACCCAGGAGGACAUUAACAAAGGAAAGAUCCUGUAUUUACAUUCAGCCUCAGAAAUGCUCCCUGACCGCAUGAUACUAGAGGUUUCUGCAGGAGACACAACUCAAGAGAUUGUCGUCCUUCUAGAAAUUCUGCCUAUCUAUAUACCAGUGGAAGCCGGUGAUGUGAUGGUGGAGGAGGGUGGGAAAACAGUUCUCCCUGGCAGCAUACUACAGAUUCACAGUGAUUACUAUCUCAGUCUCCACCUUGAACUUCUAGUGCUGGAUGAACCAAUAAAUGGACGUCUUACUGACACACAGGGACAAGAUCUAAGAAGCUUUAGCUGGAAUGAGUUAAAUCAAGGACAAGUGCUCUAUGAGCACAAUGGCAGUGAAACCAAGAAUGACAACUUUACAAUUAUAGUCAAUGCUGCAGAUGUAAACCGCCAGAGCCAGUCAAUAACUAUCAAUGUGACCGUGAAAGCUGUAAAUGAUGAGAAGCCACGCCUGAUCACAAACACUGGCAUGCAGAUCUUGGAAGGUAAUACUGAUGUCAUCCCCCCACAUGCCCUGCAAAGUAUGGAUGAGGACUCGUCACCCGAAGAGCUGAUUUAUUCCUUCCUUCCACCAUCCAAUGGAGAAUUGAUUGUGAGGGGGUUCCCCGGGACCCUUUCUAGCUUCUCACAAAGGGAUCUGGAACAAGGGAUGGUACAAUUCAUACACAGAGGAGAAUUGGAUGGCGGAUUCUUCUUCAAGGUAUCUGAUGGAGAGAAUGAAUCAGAGCAACACUUUUUCCACAUUCAAGCAAUACCAAUUACAAUCCACAUGCAGACAAUGCAGAACCUUAUACUAUGCCCUCGAUCACUGCAACAGAUCACCAACCAGCACCUGAGCGCAGUGACCAAUGAUGGAAAGAGCACACAGCCUGUUCUGACAUAUCACAUUGAAGAUGUUCCACAGAUUGGCCAAAUCAAACAUCAAGAAAAUCUUGAAGGGCCAGCCGUGACUAACUUCACCCAGUCAGAUGUAGAUGAAGGUUUAAUAUAUUACCAGCAUGUGACCAGUCCAUCCCCAUUCUGGAUUACCCAGGAUUACUUUUCAUUCCAUGUGCAGUCUCCGCAGGCCAUAUCCCAGAGAUAUAUCCUAAAUGUGACAGUGACAUUCCAGGGUCCAUGUCCUCAACUGCACACAAAGCUCUGGAAAAACACAGGUCUUGACAGUGUGCAAGGUGGUUCUUCCCCCAUCACUUCCAACUCCCUUGAUGCAUCCAACCUCUUAGCGAACCAGAGUAUCUCAAGACUUACUCAUGACGUGAUUUUCUUUGUUACGAAUUUUCCUUCAGAAGGUCAUCUCUCUGUACAGGGUGCCAUACUCAGCCCACAGACUCCAUAUUUCUUACAGUCACAUCUGGAGAAUGGAACCUUAAUCUACACCAAUACCAAAGUAGGCAAUCCUAAUGACAGUUUCAUCUUCAAAGCUCAACCGUAUCCCAAAUUCCAGUCUUACCAUGAACUUAACCAUAAGGAAACCAUCUGGACAGUUACAGAGUCAUUUAACAUAACAUUUACUAGUCUACCCACAGUACCUGACAUUAUGCUUCCACCAAAAUCUAAAUUAUACCUAGCAGUGGGAUCAAAUGUUUCUCUUACUCCAGAUUACAUAUCUGUAGAUAAAGCUUUGGCUUCUUCUAAUAAUAUACUUUAUUCUAUAGUGGAAUCCCCCUUGGGCAUAUCAGUUGCAACAGGUGGGAACCAGUCUAUUCCAUUGUCAAAAUUCACUCAACAUGACCUUGACAGUUCAACACUUGUCCUUUUGGCUAACCUCACUGCGGUUUCAGGUGAAAUCAUAUUCAAUAUUUCCACUGGACAACAAAUUCUUAUAGAAAAAAUACCUGUAAAAGUACUCCCGGUAUUUCAGGCCAAUUUUGAAGUUAAACAGGCAUCUGGCAGCACCAAGGUUACAAAGACACAAAUGCAACCAAUACCAGGAAGAAAUACAGAAACAUUUAUCUAUAAAGUCACAAGGAAGCCAAGUUAUGGUGAUGUUAUGGUUGGCCAGGUACCAGUUACAGAGUUUAACGAGGAACAGGUAACCAAAAAUGAAGUAUUUUAUACCUUUACCAGUUUCUUAUCCAACCAAGAUCAGUUUGAAUACCUUGCAAUUUCCGAUGAGGGUGAAGAAGCUGUUGGAAAAGUAACAAUAGAGGUUUCUCCAAUGGUGAAGAUCGGAAAUAAACAACAAUGGCCACGAGGCUGUACCAUUAGACUGGGCACAGAUGUAAUUGAUGCAAGUGAAUUGGGUACACUAACAAAAAGCGUCCCUCAGUUCAAAGUUGUUCAUCAUCCAAGAGAAGGAAAGGUAGUUAGAUUUCCUUUGGAAGGUGGCAAAGGAGAAGCAACCAGCACAAAUGUAUUUUCACAGCAAGAGCUAGAAAGUGGAGUUAUAGGAGUGGAGUUAAGGGAAGAUGACCAGAGUGGAACAGGCAUAAGAGGGGACAGGCUUCAUUUGGUACUCAGUGCUAGUCAAGUACCUCCAGCAAAUGUUACUGUGAGGUUUAGUACUGUACCUUACAACUCAUCCCACUCUUAUAGUGCUACUCUGCUCAGGAUAGCUGGAAAUAUAGAGACUUCUACAAAUUUAGCAGCAUCUACAACAGCCUUAACUUCCACAAGCAUUACUACUACAAACAAGCAAUCUCCAAAUGUUGGGUCAACCAUUCUUAUAGAACCUAUGACUAGUGAGUCAACCACAGAGUUAUCAACCACAGAGUUAUCAACCACAGAGUUAUCAACCACAGAGUUAUCAACCACAGAAUUAUCAACCACAGAAUUAUCAACCACAGAGUUAUCAACCACAGAGUUAUCAACCACAGAGUUAUCAACCACAGAGUUAUCAACCACAGAGUUAUCAACCACAACAACAUUUUCUUCUACUACUAGUUUGACUACAGCCAAGAAUUUAGAUCAAGUCACAACAUCUUUAGUUACACCAGCCACUGUACCUACCACAUAUCCAGACAUUUCCAAGAACAGUACUAACACUGUGACACAAGACUUUUGGAUGUUAGAAGACCUAAGUACAAGCACUGCUCAAGAUGUCUUCCUAAAUAUAACAAGUGUAAAUGCAUCCACAUCACCAAACCCAGCUAGGGAAGGCACAUUGCUUGGUUUUAUGAAUACUCAUAUGUAUAGCACCAUACUACCUAUUUGUAUAGUAUUACUUCUUAUUUUACUUGGACUUCUUAUUUUAGCUUAUUUUGUACGGAGAAAAAAAAUGGGAAAACACCAUGUCCAAAAAGCAGCAACUUCUGCCAAGACUGAAAAUGGAGCUGCAGAUCGGCAAACAUUUCGUCCAACUGAACCAGAAAGAGAUAUCCCCCUUUGUGAUGUUGGGGGGCACAGGGGCAAUGGAGCUGGUGGAAAUGGACAGCCAGGUAGUCAGUACUGGGUGUGACAACUGAAGGAAAUCAUUCCUAGGUUGGCAUUAAACGCAGGAACUUUCCUCCCAACAGCACUCAGGAUGGUGAAUUUAAAUUUUCCAUGCUUGGCACUUUUCUAUUUUUACAGAAGCAGUGCAGGUUGGGACUAUUCUAAAAAGUAAGAUGAGGAUAUCUUUGCCUUUACACUAUGGUCAAGCUGUACUGGACGCAGCAAAAUUCAAUAGCUAUUAUCCUAGAAGCUGGGCUACGUAGAACGUUGACGGCUUCCUGGCAUCUGGACAAGGAAAUAUGUGCAUGGUUUCACAGUACUGUAUUGUUCCAAGCGUAUGUGUGAAAUACUGGAGGCAGACUGAACAGUAAAUAUAAGUGGAAUCCCUGUAUGUUUCAUAAAACACUCUGGUUGACCAGCCUCUGCAACAAAACUGAUUAUAGAAUGUUUCAUUCAAAAGACCAACCCAGCUACAAGUUGGAAUUCUAAUUUUAUUUAGACUGUACAAAAUUGCUCGCUAAAUAUUUGGUCCAAAGCUUGUAGCUGUAUUGCUUUCUUGUAAUUUUGUUAUGAAACUGUUAUUGCUAAUGUGCUGUGUAGGGGGUAAGCCAUGUUUAUAUAUAUAUAUAUAUAUAUAUACCGAUCUAAUAUCACAGUUCAUAGGCACACUUAAAUGUUCUUGUUUAACCUUUGAAAUUUGACUUGGGAAUAAGCACAGCACUUGACAUCAUAAAAAGAAGCUUUAGAAAGUCUAAACUGAACGACUGUUCAUUUUAAGAAUAAAAGGUACAAAUCCAGAAUUGUUGGCUGAUAUAGAGAGCUGAAUUCCUAAGUAUUUACUGAAAAAAAUCCAUGAUAUCAUGACAGAAAUAUUCAGAAAAUCGCUCUGAUGCAAACUGCAGCUCAUGAUUGGUGACUUCCAAAAUCUGCAGUCUGAAGAAACCUGUACCAAUAAUAUUCCAUCCACCCGCCAUAGUAAUAUCUCAUAACUGCCAUUUCCCCAGAUGUCAGUUUUGGAUGUCUUUUGAGCAUAUCAUUCUCAGGUAUAAAAUAUCAAAUAAAU